AUGCGAAAGUCGAGCAUGUCGAUCUGCGCGACCAGAAGCGUCAUCCAUCAGGCGAAAGGGGAAGGGAAGAAAGAGGGAACGGGGAAGGAUAACAGUCUGGAGUAUGCUGAGUCCUCCUCGCCCUCGUACGUCGACAUCGAGCACAAGGGCGGAGGACAAGGUGGACAGAUGAUGCGUAACGAUGAUGUCGCCGCAGCGUCCUUUUGA
Molecule: messenger RNA, 207 nt
Organism: Pseudozyma hubeiensis SY62
Lineage: Eukaryota; Fungi; Basidiomycota; Ustilaginomycetes; Ustilaginales; Ustilaginaceae
Exons: 1
Coding region: 1-207 (68 amino acids)
Source: RefSeq, a predicted model, not a curated record